Molecule: messenger RNA, 950 nt
Organism: Physella acuta
Lineage: Eukaryota; Metazoa; Mollusca; Gastropoda; Physidae
Source: RefSeq, a predicted model, not a curated record
AUGGCGGCGACAGAUAAUGAGGUACGAACCAAGCAAAUAUAUUGUACCCACAUCGUUGAGACAACACACUUCGUUCCAUCAUUUUUGGGACUAUGGGAACAAACAGUGGUUGAGAAACACGAAGUUGAGAUUGGUUGCAAUCAAGCUGUCAGUAUACAAAUUUGGGACCAAGUAAUUGUGUACUCUGCAAAAGAUGGAUUACUCAUAGAAGAAAAUUACAUAGGCAAAAUGUUGGUACCACAAGGAGACUUCAUAAAAAAAUUAAUGAAAGGUGUCAGAAUUACUAAAUCUAAAAAAGACACAUACGAGGUGCUCCUGCCUAAUGGUGACACGGUAAAGGUAUGGCUGGAACUGGACAGGUUUUCAUUAACAAUAGAAAUCUCUUCUUUACCAUCCAACUACAAACAGGUUCAAGGGUUCUGUGCCAUUACAAGGGAUAUGAAUGCUCAAGAAGCAAUGAAAACCUACCUGAUAGAAGAGAAAGACUCUAACUUCAAAGGAACAAAAGAAUUGGCCACCGAGCAAAGCUCUACACAGAAUGUCUGUCUCUGUGAAAGUGGUAAAGUCAACUGUAUGGAAACCCUCUCAUUUUUGGGUUGUAAUGAAGCUGGAAAUGAAGUCUAAGAAAUACCCCAUUAAUCAUAAAACAGCUUAUAUUAAAGGUUUAGUUAAUCAAUUAAGACUGCUCUGAUCUCAAUCUAAAUAUGCUGCAUUAAGUCCUAUAAGAUUGGUAAAAACAAACUGGGUUAAUAAAUUCGGAGAUGCUCUCCCAGAAUAGUAUGAUUGUUUUGUUGCCAAAAAACAAGUUUGUCUUUUGUCUCAGAAUACAUAGAAACUAAAUCCGGGAUGGUUUAUGCUGCUGGGGGUACAUUGUUAUUCAAUGAAAAAUAAAAACCCAGUUCUUAUAUAGGAGUUUAUUUCUUACUAUGCACAGAGUUCAUCAGUGUUUC